Molecule: messenger RNA, 1356 nt
Organism: Lingula anatina
Lineage: Eukaryota; Metazoa; Brachiopoda; Lingulata; Lingulida; Lingulidae
Product: regucalcin
Biological process (GO): L-ascorbic acid biosynthetic process
Molecular function (GO): calcium ion binding; enzyme regulator activity; gluconolactonase activity
Source: RefSeq, a predicted model, not a curated record
UAUCAGUGGAAUAAAGCUUUAUUACACUACAAGUUAGCAAUGUUCAGGAGGGAAGCAUUGCCUGAAUACCUAGAACAUCAGGGUGGGUGAGUGACGGCUGAGUGAUGUCCAUUGUCAACAAUUUGUAUGACAACACGCCACGUGUAAAUAUGAACCAUUGGCAGAUAAUCUGUGGACCAUGUCCCAUAUUCAGGUCUUUGGUUAGGUUGUGUCUAACUAUAUAGCGCACACGGACUUUAUAACAGCGUUAAAAGGUGGGGGUGAUCUAAGGUGAAACUAUCCGAACCAUGUCUGUUGGGACUGUAAGUGUUGCGUUGAAGAAUGCUGCUAAGACUAUCGGGGAAGGACCUCACUGGGAUGACAAGAACCAAACACUGUAUUACGUAGAUAUCCUGUCAGGAGUCGUGGCCUCUUGGAAACCUGCCACUGGAGAAGAGUCCCAAAUUAAACUGGAUAACCCUCUCAGCCUGGUGGUGCCGAGUACUAAGGGAGAUUUCAUCGUAAGCCUUGGUCGUAAGCUGGUCCGACUGGACUGGGAGAAGCAGGAAGUGACCAGCGUCCUGGCAGAGGUAGAUCAAGGCACCAAGAACCGUUUUAAUGAUGGAAAAUGUGAUCCGUCAGGCAGACUGUGGGCAGGGACCAUGGGUUAUGAAACUGUUCCUGCACAGCCAGAGCGGCAAAUGGGUUCCUUAUUCUCACUCAGCACAGGUUGUACUUUGGCAAAGCAUGUGGAUAAAAUAGACAUAUCCAACGGUCUGGCCUGGAGCAAUGACAACACCAUAAUGUACUACAUUGACUCUGUUCCACGCAAAGUCUAUGCGUUUGAUUUUGAUAUAAAUGCUGGUGCUAUAAGCAACCAACGCACUGCCAUAGACUUUAAUACACAGCCAGAGGGCGGUCUCAAAGAACAUGGAUUCCCUGAUGGUAUGUGUAUAGAUGUGGAGGGAAAACUGUGGGUAGCAUGCUACAAAGCAGGGAAAGUGGUCAGAUUCGAUCCAGUCACAGCAAAACAAAUCCAGGAGGUCACCUUUCCUGCUGAAAGAAUCACUUCGUGUUGUUUUGGUGGUCCUAACCUGGAUGAGCUGUAUGUGACAAGUGGUGUCCAGGGCUGUACAGAGGAGGAACUAAAGAAUGAGCAGGCACUUGCUGGAUCUGUGUUCAAGGUCACAGGGUUAGGGGUCAAGGGCACACCAUGUCAAAACUUUCAAGGAUAAUAAUUGAAAUUUAAUUUAAAUUGUAUGAUAUGAAUUUUAAUUACCUGGUUAGAGUCAUCUAUGAAAAAUUGAUGGUGCAUUUUAAGUGAUGGUGAGUAACAUUGUUUCAAAUCAUUAAUACAAGAAGUCUAUCUACUUAAUG